Molecule: messenger RNA, 1799 nt
Organism: Ostrea edulis (European flat oyster)
Lineage: Eukaryota; Metazoa; Mollusca; Bivalvia; Ostreida; Ostreidae
Exons: 2
Coding region: 803-1693 (296 amino acids)
Source: RefSeq, a predicted model, not a curated record
UCUGUGGAUAAGAUAACAAAACCAGAAAUUUAGGGUAUUUUUAUUCAACACCACAACAGUAUAAAAUCUCAAAAAUAGAAGGAACGAGAAUAGCUAAGGGGGUAGAGCUAUUAACAAUUGCGAAACACGAGAGAUUAGACAAAUAUUGUAAACAUCAAUACAGUGCCCAUCCAUUCUCCAUAACAAAAUGGGUUACUUUUAUCAACUUCAUCCUAAAUGUAUAUUUACGCCUUCCUGUUAGAAAAGAAAAACAAAUAUAAAAAUCUUAACAAAAACACCACUACUUCCAUACGAUCAUAACAAUAACAUCACUACCACACAUUCCAGAGUGUUUAAGAAAUAUUACUCUCUCUCUCUCUUUCUUUCUCUCUCUCUCUCUCUCUCUCAUAAAUUAAAUCAAAACUAAGUACUAAAAGUCACGUGCUCCGGAUACAAAGAAAGAAACCCCGGCCCGGGUGUUCAAGAGACGUUACGUUAGUUGCCAGGAGUAGCUUCCCUUCAUUUCUUAUCGUCAUUCUUGAACAUACUUGGAAAUGGUCAUAAAGCUUACGACCAGCACAUAGCCCGGUACUUUCAGUCGUUCAUAGGUUUGUAUUGCGAUCUAUCUUUUCUAGUUCUGUAGCAGUACAUGCCUCCUAGUGCAAUUAAAACAAUAGCGACACCCAAAGCAAUACCCCCAAAGAAGGUUCCUGUGCUGAAUUUUGCUUUCUGGGGCGAAGGGGUUGUUUUCCUUGUGGGGUGAGAUGGGGUUGUGUGUGGCUCAACUGUCGUCACGUUGUGUGGCGACGGUGGUUCUGUCGUCAUGUUGUGUGGCGACGGUGGUUCUGUCGUCAUGUUGUGUGGCGACGGUGGUUCUGUCGUCAUGUUGUGUGGCGACGGUGGUUCUGUCGUCAUGUUGUGUGGCGACGGUGGUUCUGUUGUCAUGUUGUGUGGCGACGGUGGUUCUGUCGUCAUGUUGUGUGGCGACGGUGGUUCUGUCGUCAUGUUGUGUGGCGACGGUGGUUCUGUCGUCAUGUUGUGUGGCGACGGUGGUUCUGUCGUCAUGUUGUGUGGCGACGGUGGUUCUGUUGUCAUGUUGUGUGGCGACGGUGGUUCUGUCGUCAUGUUGUGUGGCGACGGUGGUUCUGUCGUCAUGUUGUGUGGCGACGGUGGUUCUGUCGUCAUGUUGUGUGGCGACGGUGGUUCUGUCGUCAUGUUGUGUGGUGACGGUGGUGCUGUCGUCAUGUUGUGUGGCGACGGUGGUUCUGUCGUCACGUUGUGUGGCGACGGUGGUUCUGUAGUCAUGUUGUGUGGCAACGGUGGUGCUGUCGUCAUGUUGUGUGGCAACGGUGGUGCUGUCGUCAUGUUGUGUGGCGACGGUGGUUCUGUCGUCAUGUUGUGUGGCGACGGUGGUUCUGUCGUCACGUUGUGUGGUGACGGUGGUGCUGUCGUCAUGUUGUGUGGCGACGGUGGUUCUGUCGUCAUGUUGUGUGGCGACGGUGGUUCUGUCGUCACGUUGUGUGGCGACGGUGGUUCUGUAGUCAUGUUGUGUGGCAACGGUGGUGCUGUCGUCAUGUUGUGUGGCGACGGUGGUUCUGUCGUCAUGUUGUGUGGCGAUGGUGGCGCUGUCGUCAUGUUGUGUGGCGAUGGUGGCGCUGUCGUCAUGUUGUGUGGCGACGGUGGUGCUGUCGUCAUGUUGUGUGGCGACGGUUGAUAACCAUCUUCUAUCGGCAUCGAAUAAACGCCAUUACAAAUGAAGAGAAACACAAUCACUACACUCCUCCCCAUCCCCAUGUUCGUCAAGCAGUGUGUGCAAGUAU